This is a messenger RNA of Colletotrichum spaethianum, 816 nucleotides long. Its product is annotated as polysaccharide monooxygenase Cel61a. The record is from RefSeq and is a predicted model, not a curated record. Lineage: Eukaryota; Fungi; Ascomycota; Sordariomycetes; Glomerellales; Glomerellaceae. Gene Ontology annotation, cellular component: extracellular region. The transcript has 2 exons. Gene Ontology annotation, biological process: carbohydrate metabolic process. Gene Ontology annotation, molecular function: cellulose binding. The coding region runs from base 1 to 816 and encodes 271 amino acids.
AUGAAGUUUUCCGCCGCCCUCACCGUUCUGGCGAUACCUCUUGCACAAUGCCAUUACAUCUUCAGUCAACUCAUUGUCAACGGGAAUGCUGUUGGUGGUGAUUAUACCUAUAUGCGCAAGAACAGUAACUCCUAUAACCCUUCAUUCACCGAUGAGAUUGUAAACUCUCCGGAGUUACGUUGCAACAAAGGUGCCACUACAGGAACUGCUCAGACCUACACUGUAGCUGCUGGCAGCAACAUCGGCUUCAAACUCUGGUACAACGAGUUUAUUGAGCACCCUGGCCCGGGUUUUGUUUACAUGUCUAAGGUUUCUGGUUCUCUGAACGGCUACGACGGGUCCGGUGACUGGUUCAAAGUUUACGAAACGGGGCUCUGCGGCGACCGCAUUGAGUUCACCAUUCCCAAUCGUAUCCCACCAGGCGACUACCUCGUUCGCGUCGAGCAUAUUGGUCUUCACGAAGCUCAUGUGGGAAAGGCCCAAUUCCAUAUGGAAUGCGCACAUCUCAAGAUCACUGGGAGUGGAGGCGGCGCUCCAGGUCCCCUAGUCAAGAUCCCCGGAAUUUACAAGGCUACCGAUCCCGGCAUUGCGUACAACAAGUGGACGAACAGCCCUGCCCAGUAUGUCAUGCCUGGUCCUCAGGUCUGGGUUGACAACGGCUCAUCGAGCCCGCCUCCGAGCGCUCCUCCUCCGUCUUCAGGUGGCAGCGGUGCCCCUCUGUACGGCCAGUGCGGUGGUCAAGGAUGGACUGGGCCCACGACAUGUGCUCAGGUAACUUGCAAAGUUACAAAUGAGUGGUACAGCCAAUGCGUUUGA